Molecule: messenger RNA, 2693 nt
Organism: Calliphora vicina (urban bluebottle blowfly)
Lineage: Eukaryota; Metazoa; Arthropoda; Insecta; Diptera; Calliphoridae
Gene: ari-1
Product: E3 ubiquitin-protein ligase ariadne-1
Exons: 8
Coding region: 241-1752 (503 amino acids)
Biological process (GO): ubiquitin-dependent protein catabolic process; protein polyubiquitination; positive regulation of proteasomal ubiquitin-dependent protein catabolic process
Cellular component (GO): cytoplasm; ubiquitin ligase complex; nucleus
Molecular function (GO): ubiquitin protein ligase activity; zinc ion binding; ubiquitin conjugating enzyme binding
Source: RefSeq, a predicted model, not a curated record
UGAAUAAUUAAAGAAGAAAAUUAUUGUGUUGUAAAGAAAAAUAAAUUGACGUAGUAAAAAAACCUAAAAAAUUUAAUUAAGUGUUGCUAUAACCCUGAAAAAAUCAACAUAAACUUUUAAAUAUUGCUACAUUUUUGUGAAAAAAAGCAAUUGAAUCUCUUUCAUUUUUCUUCGCCCUACCUCUUGCUGUCUUCUGAGUGAGUUGCUUGCUACCUCCUCACUUGUCGUCUUCUUCGCAUUAUGGAUUCUGAUGAGGACUCCUUUGAAAUAGAUAAUGUUGAUUCCGGCAAUGUUUCAUCGGGCGAUGAGGGUGACGAUGAUUUUCCCAUGGAUGACAUACCUUCCGUUCACGAACGCCAGGCAGAUAAUGAUGAGUACAUUUAUGAGGUAUUGACAACAGAUGAAAUUGUUUUGCAUCAAAGGGAGAUAAUCGAUGAGGUCAAAGGUGUUUUAAAGCUACCACCAACCAUAACACGAAUGCUAUUAAAUCAUUUUAAAUGGGACAAAGAAAGACUUUUAGAAAAAUAUUUCGAUGGCAAUGCAGAGGAUUUAUUCAAACUGGCACAUAUUGUGAAUCCUUUUAAUAAACCGGCAAAUGCUAAUAAACAAAAGAAUUCAAAAAAUACCGCAGAAGAAUGUGAAAUUUGUUUCUCACAAUUGCCCUCAGAUUCCAUGGCUGGUUUGGAAUGCGGUCAUCGUUUUUGUUUGACCUGCUGGCGUGAAUAUCUAACAACGAAAAUCAUUAGCGAGGGCCUGGGUCAAUCGAUUUCGUGUGCAGCUCAUGGCUGUGAUAUAUUAGUGGACGAUGUAACCGUAACAAAACUGGUAACAGACGCCCGGGUACGUGUUAAAUACCAGCAGCUCAUCACAAACAGUUUUGUCGAAUGCAAUCAAUUGUUACGCUGGUGUCCGUCCAUCGAUUGCACCUAUGCCCUCAAAGUGGCCUACUACGAAUCUCGACCCGUACGCUGCAAAUGCAAUCAUGAGUUUUGUUUCGCUUGCGGCGAAAACUGGCAUGAUCCGGUCAAGUGCCGUUGGCUGAAGAAAUGGAUUAAGAAGUGUGACGAUGAUUCGGAGACGAGCAAUUGGAUAGCGGCCAACACCAAAGAGUGUCCCAAGUGCAAUGUGACGAUUGAAAAGGAUGGCGGCUGCAAUCACAUGGUCUGCAAGAAUCAAAAUUGUAAGCACGAUUUCUGUUGGGUGUGUUUGGGUUCAUGGGAGCCGCAUGGUUCGUCAUGGUACAAUUGCAAUCGUUAUGAUGAAGAUGAAGCCAAAGCAGCACGUCAUGCUCAAGAGAAAUUUAGAUCAUCAUUAGCAAGAUAUUUACAUUAUUAUAAUCGUUAUAUGAAUCAUAUGCAAUCUUUAAAAUUUGAAAGUAAAUUGUAUGCCUCUGUUAAACAUAAAAUGGAAGAAAUGCAACAACACAAUAUGUCAUGGAUUGAAGUGCAAUUUUUGAAAAAGGCCGUUGAUAUCUUAUGCCAGUGCCGCCAAACACUCAUGUAUACGUAUGUUUUUGCGUAUUAUUUGAAAAAGAACAAUCAAUCAAUGAUAUUCGAAGAUAAUCAAAAGGAUUUAGAAUCUGCCACUGAGAAAUUAUCAGAAUAUUUGGAACGUGAUAUAACAUCAGAGAAUUUAGCUGAUAUUAAACAAAAAGUUCAAGAUAAAUACAGAUACUGUGAAAAAAGGCGUAAAGUACUUUUAGAUCAUGUACAUGAGGGCUAUGAAAAAGAUUGGUGGGAAUAUUUGGAAUGACGAGAUAUUCCAUCAACGGCUCGUAAGCGAUGUGGUAAUAAAUUAAUAAAAAGAAAUUCAUUAUAAAACCAGAAACAAACCACACAUUUUACUAUAAAGAAAACAGAAAAAUUUAAAAAAAAAAAAAAAACUUAUGCAUAAAACAAAAUAUAAUAGUUAUUAAACAAAAUAAAAACAAAAAUAAGAAAAUACAACAAAACGCCAACAAAAACAUUAUAAUAAUAAUAAUUUAAAAAAAAAAAACAAAAACAAUUUAAUGGUUUUUUGUUGAUCUUUAAGCCUUUUUAAAAGAAAAAUCACUUGGUUAACAAAAUUAUAAGAAUAUUUAGUUUGAAUUCUGAUAAAAUUGAUUAUUAAAUGUUAUAAAUGUUUAAAAGAAAAACCAAAAUUAAUAAGUCCUUUAAUAACUCAUUAAUGCUUAGCAUUAUUUCAAAAUUAUUUAAAAAAAAAUGAUUUGUUUUUAGACACACCAAGUGAUUAAAAAAAAUUUGUUAAAGAAAUAACAGCUGGCAAAACAAAACUAGAAAUUAAACAUUAUUACAGCUUAAAAAUAUUUUAUUAAUAAUAGUUUUUUCUUUCUUGCUUUCUUCUCUUACUUACUACUUACUUACUCUUACUCUUAUUAUUAGUAAUUUUAAUUUUUAAUUUUAAAUUCUUGACCCUUGUUUUAAAAUCAAUUAUUAUGAUGUCUUUUUUUUUGUCCCUUCCCCCCCAAACCCUGCCUCUGCCAACUCUCUUCAUACUUAUUUUCCUAGGGCUAUAAAUUAUAAACAAAUUUCAUAGUCUUCGUUGCUUUAAUUACAAAAUAAUGUAAAUAGUUUUCUCUUAAAAUAUAAAACAAAAAACAACAAAAAAAAACACAAAAACCUUUAAAGAAACAAAAAAAUUAAAAAAAAUAAAUUAAAUUGUAUAAAAAUUAAAAAAAAAAAUAAUAAAGAAAA